AUGGCUUCCAUUCCUGAACAUUUCCACUCCUCUCUAGACCACUGUUACACAUUAUUCCCUUCUGAUCACCUCUCCGGGCUACCUGUCCCCACCGCGGCGGCGGCGGUGGGUGGCGGCGGUGCAAUGUGGGGUGGCCAAGACGACUUUAUGGUGCCGUUUUAUGGUGAAAAUAUUGGCUUGGUGGAUGCUAAUAAUAACUUGUCGUCGUCGCCGACCGAGUCCUUCAUGUCGUCGUCGUCGUCGUUGCCGGAGCAAGUUGGAAUCUCGGACGGUGUUGUGCCAGCAUUCUCCGACUAUAGAAGUAGUAUGAUGGGGUUGCAUGGAAUUGUUGGGGCUCAGAAUUUCGGAGGAUCAUAUAAUACUAGUUGUGUUAAUUACCCUCAAUAUGUCAACGCAAAUGGAUUUGAGUUUGGGGAGGAAUGUUGUGCGACGUCGUUUUUGCCGGAGUUAAUCAAGCCUGUUGGCCUUGUAUCUGCACAGAAAAAUUGGGGAAUGCAAAAUAAUCAAAAUAUACAUGCAAUUGAAGAGUCCAAUAUGAUGAAAGUCGGUCGAUACUCGGAGGAAGAAAGGAAGGAAAGGAUUGUCAGAUAUUUGAAGAAGAGAAACCAAAGAAACUUCAACAAAACCAUAAAGGUAUAUGUUCAUAUAAUUAAUGUUAACUAA
Messenger RNA from Morus notabilis, 663 nucleotides. RefSeq lists its product as uncharacterized. The transcript is spliced from 2 exons. Bases 1 to 663 code for a protein of 220 amino acids. Gene Ontology annotation, biological process: regulation of flower development. Lineage: Eukaryota; Viridiplantae; Streptophyta; Magnoliopsida; Rosales; Moraceae. The record is from RefSeq and is a predicted model, not a curated record.